GAUAUAGGCAUGGACCACCAAGCUCUUCUAAAGCAAUUUGAUCACCUGAAUCACCUGAAUCCUGACAAGUUUGAAUCCACAGAUUUAGAUAUGUUAAUCAAAGCGGCAACAAGUGAUCUGGAACACUAUGACAAGACUCGACAUGAAGAGUUUAAAAGAUAUGAAAUGAUGAAGGAACACGAAAGGAGAGAAUAUUUAAAAACACUGAAUGAAGAAAAGAGAAGAGAAGAAGAAUCUAAAUUUGAAGAAAUGAAGAAAAAGCAUGAAAAUCACCCCAAAGUUAAUCAUCCAGGAAGCAAAGAUCAACUCAAAGAGGUAUGGGAAGAGACUGAUGGAUUGGAUCCUAAUGACUUUGACCCCAAGACAUUUUUCAUAUUACAUGAUGUCAAUAAUGAUGGAUUCCUGGAUGAACAAGAAUUAGAAGCCCUAUUUACUAAAGAGUUGGAGAAAGUAUAUGACCCCAAAAAUGAGGAGGAUGAUAUGGUAGAAAUGGAGGAAGAAAGGCUUAGAAUGAGGGAACAUGUAAUGAAUGAGGUUGAUACUAACAAAGACCGAUUGGUAACUCUGGAGGAGUUUUUGAAAGCUACAGAAAAAAAAGAAUUCUUGGAGCCAGAUAGCUGGGAGACAUUGGAUCAGCAACAGUUCUUCACAGAGGAAGAACUAAGAGAAUAUGAAAAUAUUAUCACUUUACAAGAAAAUGAACUUAAGAAGAAGGCAGAUGAGCUUCAGAAACAGAAAGAAGAGCUACAACGUCAGCAUGACCAACUUGAGGCUCAGAAGCUGGAGUAUCAUCAGAUGGAACAAAAAAAAUUACAACAAGGAAUUUCUCCAUCAGGGCCAACAGGAGAGUUGAAGUUUGAGCCACACAUUUAAAGCCUGAAGUUCACCAGAACUUGGAAGAAAACUGUUAACAUCUAUUUCAUCUUUUUACCUCUCUUUCUUUUUCUCUGCUCAAUAAAUAUUUUAAAGCAUAUUUGGAAUAAAGGUAGAUACCUUUAAAAUGA
Molecule: messenger RNA, 1004 nt
Organism: Galeopterus variegatus (Sunda flying lemur)
Lineage: Eukaryota; Metazoa; Chordata; Mammalia; Dermoptera; Cynocephalidae
Gene: NUCB2
Product: nucleobindin 2
Exons: 9
Coding region: 10-873 (287 amino acids)
Cellular component (GO): endoplasmic reticulum-Golgi intermediate compartment; extracellular exosome
Molecular function (GO): calcium ion binding
Source: RefSeq, a predicted model, not a curated record